AUGUAUGCACAUAUGAUGGUGUGUGUGGGUGCACUUUGUAUUAAUAUAAUUGUGGCUGUAGAUGAUUUUUACAUGUGGCUGUACUUUGUAUUAUCAAUAAGGUGUCUGCACAUAUUACAAUGUGUUGACUUAUACCGUUUUAUUGAAUUAGUAUGCAUACCUAUGUUAAGCUUAUUUUACAUCACAAAUGUGUUUGCUCAGUUGUUGGCUUGUGUGAAAUUUGGACGUAUAUUUGUAUUGCUGAAGAUGUGUUGGCAUGGGCGUGUAUAUCGUUAUAUUAUUAAAUUGAUGAUUUUACCUAAGAUGUUUUUUAAAUACAUUUUAGAUAAUCAGUGUUCAGUAAUCUGUUCUAUAUUUGUAAGCCUGCACUUCGCACAAGUUUGUUUGAGUUAA
Echinococcus granulosus is the source of this 393-nucleotide messenger RNA. RefSeq lists its product as hypothetical. The transcript has 4 exons. The coding region runs from base 1 to 393 and encodes 130 amino acids. NCBI's taxonomy places the organism in Eukaryota, Metazoa, Platyhelminthes, Cestoda, Cyclophyllidea, Taeniidae. The record is from RefSeq and is a predicted model, not a curated record.